Messenger RNA from Drosophila rhopaloa, 1580 nucleotides. RefSeq names its product protein cortex (gene cort). Gene Ontology annotation, molecular function: anaphase-promoting complex binding; ubiquitin ligase activator activity; protein binding. Bases 16 to 1470 code for a protein of 484 amino acids. Gene Ontology annotation, cellular component: anaphase-promoting complex. The transcript is spliced from 6 exons. NCBI's taxonomy places the organism in Eukaryota, Metazoa, Arthropoda, Insecta, Diptera, Drosophilidae. Gene Ontology annotation, biological process: positive regulation of anaphase-promoting complex-dependent catabolic process; positive regulation of ubiquitin protein ligase activity; anaphase-promoting complex-dependent catabolic process. The record is from RefSeq and is a predicted model, not a curated record.
CACAGAAAGAUUUUAAUGUUCGUCGAGAUGAGUCCGUGUGAUAGUCCCAAUAAAAAUUCAAAACUGGACAAAAAGUCCCUGACCCCUUUCAAAAAGGUGCGACGCAAGAAUUGGAAACAAGAAGCGGCCUACAAGUGUGGUACAGGGAAAAGCCAGGAGGUGUCCAAUGUCGGUGAAAGGUUUAUCCCAAAGCGCUUUGCGCGGGAGGAUAUUGAAUUCAACUUGAAGUACAUUGGCCAGCGAGAGGAGCGGGAUAUUCUGGAAACGGGUGUGACAUUGACGGCUAGCUACUGGCUGCAGAGCGGCUUUAUAGCCAAUAUCAAUAGCACAUUUGGGAUCCAGGAGCGGCGCCUGCUUCAGUUUAGCAUUCAGCAAAGGAACCGAUCCAUGGUGGUGGAGUGUGACUCUGCGGACUCGGACUGGCCAUGUAAUCCUCGUGCGCGACCCCAUGCCAUUCAGAAUGCCACCCAUGAGAUGCCCGGAAUUUGCAGUCCCGUCGAUUACAACUUAAUGGACUGGUCGUCCGGCGGCAUGGUAGCUAUGUCUUCCGGCCAGGACAUCAUGUUGUGGCGAAACCUGGACGAAAGUACCAUGGUGUUUAGUGUCGAGUCGCCCACUUCCCUCAAGUUCUCGCCGGACGGCAAAUACCUGGCCAUCGGCUGCAUGGAUAGGAACUACCCAGUCCUUGACCUCUGGGAGGUGAGGUCGCCGAUGGAGUUCUUAGUCUCUUAUCGAAAGUUGUUAUUUAAGUCCAUGGGCUGCAUAAGUUGCAUUGAAUGGUCUCACGACGGCAAGGAACUCACUUGUGGUACCUACUGCGGACUGAUCCUCUUACUGGCCAUGCCCAAUUUAAGAACGCUAAAGAGUUUCCGCGAGCACCGUCACAAGGUAAACAAAAUCAAGUUCGAUCCCACCCGAAAGUAUUUUGCGUCCAGCGAUACGGAUGGCCAAAUUUUCAUCUUUGAUGCCGUGUUGAAAAUUCGCCUUUUGAAACUUGGCGGCAGAGAAAUAAUCUUCGAUUGGCAUCCCUGGACCGGUGAGGACUUGGCUGUAGCGGAGCGGUGUCCAGCCUCUAUUUUUAUUUUCAACAUCCCACGCCGACAAUUUGUGGCCUCAUACAGGCGCAGGGAUGACAGGAUAGUAAUCAAGACAGUCACAUUUAGCAAGAUCACGGGCGAGCUGCUGGUUAACGUUAUAAGGCGUGAUGAUGAUUCGGACUUCGCGGUGUUUGAAAUUCUGGUGCUGGCCUCCUUAAACCGAGUUGUUGACUUGUUGUCCCACCAGGAACGCGGCACUCUUUUCCUGAUGUGGAGUCCAGAUGGAACCAACAUUGCCACGGGCGGCCUAGAUGAUACCUUUUCCAUGUGGAACUUCUUUCCCACCCACAAGCGAAAGGCCAUACUCCGAAAACAAGCGCAACAGGCCAAGGACAAAUGCAGCUCCUUGAGCCUGUAUAAAGGGAUUCGGUGAUCAGUUUAGAGAUUUUAUUCGUGUACGUGUCUGUCUUUUGUUUAAACCAAUUGUGCUUUUCAUUAUUUAUUCAAUUCAUAUUCCUUCCAUAAAAAUUCCAUUGGAUUUAA